UUACCCAGUUAUUAGGAGACUAUUUUUGUUAGAAUCCAAAUAGGAUUCAACCUGCCUUAAAUUACUUAUUGAAAAAAUUACCGCAUAAAUAUUGAUUUCCUAAUGUUAAUUGGAAUGGGAGAAGGGUAGAUGCAAUAUAAAUACAGGACAAAACACAAUUACUAGUCAUUCUAUAUUCAUCAACAAUGGAGCACACAACUAUUGAUGUUAACAAAGAAGGUUUGGUGUGUCUAGGUUUUCAGGACAAAUGGGGCUUCUUUCUUGACAAUCUGCCGCACCAAUGUUUUAUUUGGAACUCCAAAUAUCACACCAAAAUUCAGCUUCCUCUAAUUCCUGACUUCCAAUACUUAAGUAAGAAAUUAAUCAAGUGUAUUGUCACUCCUUCUAUUACUAAUAAUACUCAGAGCUUACACAUUGAUCAAAAAAGAAGAAACAAUUAUCGAUUCAACGGUUACCUCUGCAACGUUUUUCUAUUCUUGAAGAGAGAGUUGUGUUUCCUGGUUUGUCGUCCUCCUUUAUACGCCCAGUGGGAAACUAUAAAAUUCGACAAGAGUUGGACGCCUGGAUUGUGUGAUGCUGUUGAAUUCCUGAACAACAAGUGUAUAUAUACUCUAUGUAUGAAUGGUAAACUAGGCAUCAUAGAAGAUUUACCAAAGAUAAGCAUGACUGCCCCGUUUUUGUUGUCCAGAGCACCUACCGAUAGUAUUGCUACGUAUAGGAGGAGACAAUUGAUUUCUUAUCAGAACCAAUUGCUUCUGGUUCAACAAAAAUUGGGAUCACCUUCUGUCAUGGAGGUUUGGAAUGUGGACUUGACGAUCAGACAAUUCAACAGAAUAUUCGACUUGAAUGGGAUGUAUAUCUUUUUAAGCAGAGGAUAUUCCUCGGCAAUAUACGCACCUGUUCAAGGAAAUUGUGUCUAUUUUACCGAAGAUGAUAAUGAUCACUGCAUAAGCAAAAGGGAUGAAUUAUAUGCCUUCGAUUUUAAGGAUCAAAGCAUAUUCAUGUCACCACAGGAGAACAUUUGUGUCCAUUGUAACCCUAAUAAUUCAAUUCCUUCAUUAAUGCCGGUGAUAUAUAAAACACAACAGAAUACUGGAGACGAUGAUUUGAAAAAUGAAUCAGAUGAAUUAACUCAUGUCAAGUGGCACAAUGCUAAGGAGCAAAUAGUUCAGCCCAAUAAUAACAUCUGUGACCUACUUUCUUUAGACCUUCAAAGGGAAAUUUCCCAAUACUUGCUUAUUCAAGACGCGCACUCUUACAUGAAUUUUCGUAGUGUGUCUAAAUCAUGGAAAUCACUUGCUCCACGCUUACGCUGGAAGGUUGAUGUGAAUACUACUCAUUCUUCUGAAUCCCUUCAAGAUUCUGUUUGGCUUCUGAGUAUAAACCAAGAAGAUGGUUUGUGUACCUUAUAUAAUCCGUUUACUAACUUGACUUGUUAUAUGAACAACAAUGAGUUGGCAGGAUGUGAAAUCCGUUAUUCAAAAAAUGGAGUACUUCUUGUUUCUAGAGGUCCAAGAUCUCUCUUCUUCGUGGAGCCUUUCAGAAAGCGAAUAAUUCAACUUCCAGAUCAAACUGAAGAUUAUUGUUGUGACACUAUGUCAUUCUCAGCUUCUCCUUUUGAUUCGUCAGACUGGAUGAUCUUUGGAAUAGUGAGUGUGGACAAGUAUCGCGUUAGAAUUUCAUAUUUGAGAGCGAAUGAUGAAAUUUGGACUAGUAUGAUAAUGGACAAUGAGGGAAUACCUUUUCUACUUUCAUGUUCUAGUCCUGUCUACUCGGGUAGUGAGUUUUUGGUCAUAGGCCAGGAUGGCAAUGUGGGUGUAUUUGGUUUCUUCCAAGGCGGCGUGUACUGCUACUGGCAGAUCAAACAGAUUGCUCAGCUAUACAAACCCCGACUUGCUUGUGUUGUUUGCCGUCACUUCCUGGUCAAGUGUGAUGAGCAAAAUUUACUUUACUCAGUGAUCGUUGGCGGUCAGACACGAGAGCAUGUUCGUGUUUAUCAACUCAAUUUUCUGCAAAAUACGGUUAAGUUAGUAAAAGAGUUCAAAACACGGCUUAUUUUCAUCAGUGAAGCCUCGUCUUUUUUCAUGCGUAGCACUAAAUCAGCAGGACUCGACGAUGCACUUCUCUUUCCCAAAUUCAACAGCAACGGUGAUUACAUUCACUAUUCUUUGAAGGAUGCAAGAUUUAAAGCAGGGAAAGAAAAAUGCAACGAUAUUUGUAGCAGAAAAGAACUUUUAGGACGUGUAUGGAUUCAUAGUAAAUAUUUAGCUCCUCAUGUUGGGUAUGAAAAUUGAUCUCCAUAUAUAGUAGAAAGGGGUAAAUUUUUCAUUGGGAUAUAUUUUUUUUUUAUGUUGUUGGCUUCAACUGAAUUUGCUUUAUCAUGUUCUCUCCCUCUUGAUUUCAUGUGGAUACACUUGUAAACAUGACUAUAAAAAUCAAAGCUAUAAAAUAAUAAUAUGUAUAGUGUAAUUUGACGAA
Molecule: messenger RNA, 2478 nt
Organism: Solanum dulcamara
Lineage: Eukaryota; Viridiplantae; Streptophyta; Magnoliopsida; Solanales; Solanaceae
Exons: 2
Coding region: 186-2294 (702 amino acids)
Source: RefSeq, a predicted model, not a curated record